This is a messenger RNA of Hyalella azteca, 1564 nucleotides long. RefSeq lists its product as uncharacterized. Gene Ontology annotation, cellular component: neuron projection membrane. Gene Ontology annotation, biological process: synapse organization. The record is from RefSeq and is a predicted model, not a curated record. The transcript has 7 exons. NCBI's taxonomy places the organism in Eukaryota, Metazoa, Arthropoda, Malacostraca, Amphipoda, Hyalellidae. The coding region runs from base 1 to 1515 and encodes 504 amino acids.
AUGGUAUUUUAUCUCUAUUAUUUCGUUGGGACCAAGUCAUCCCAGUACAUCAAGUCAUCCCAGUGCAUCAAGUCAUCCCAGUGCAUCAAGUCAUCCCAGUGCAUCAAGUCAUCCCAGUGCACCAAGUCAUCCCAGUGCAUCAAGUCAUCCCAGUGCAUCAAGUCAUCUCAGUGCACCAAGUCAUCCCAGUGCACCAAGUCAUACCAGUGCACCAAGUCAUCCCAGUGCACCGAGUCAUCCAUCCAAGUAUUACUACUCUUUCUAGCAAAAGACAUGCUUUUCGUAUCUCAGUCAAUAGCCCUCGACGAAUGCUUUGUUCUCGGUGCUGGUAACAUGGCAAAAGUGAAGCUGUUGCUGCUGCUGCUGCAGCUGAUGAAGAUGUCAUUGUCUGGAGCAUAUGAGGAAAUUGACGGGAGGGCUCGAGGAAUUCGGUCGAAUGGAGACCAGACGAGUGCUUCCAGACACUUGAACGGCGCUGCAGAGCGCAACAUUAGCACCACAGAGCCCAACGCAAGCACCACUCACUCGGGUGAUCGUAAAACGAGCUCUAACAACACCUUCAUCAUCACUUCGACCGCCACAACUGCACAGGCUGGAGAGAUCGUCUUUCUCCCAUGCACCAUACCGCCUGAUAUGGCAAAACAUGCACAGGUAUCGUGGGUUCGAAGGCAAGACUGGCACAUCCUAACCUCUGGUCUCCAAACUUAUACCAAAGAGCAGCGCUUCGCCGUGCACCACACAAAUGCAACCAACGAAUGGACUUUAGCCAUAAAAUACGUGGAGGUUCCUGACCAGGGCAUGUACGAGUGUCAGAUCGUAGGAGGCGGCACGGCGAUGUCUCAGCUCGUUCACCUGACGGUUCUGUCGCCCCGAGCGAUGAUCCCUGGCAACGGCGAGCACCACGUGGACGCGGGAUCAACCAUCACCAUCGAGUGCUUCAUCCAACAGAGUGCGGCGCCUCCUCAGUACAUUUUCUGGUACCACAACUCGCGCAUGAUCAACUACGACAAAGAGCGCGGCGGCAUCAGCGUCACCAUCGAGGCUGAGCCCGACGUUCGCUCGCGUCUCACCGUCACAGACGCACGGCAGUCAGACUCUGGCAACUACACUUGUGAUGCUGCCAACACUGAGCCUGCCAGUAUAACUGUCUAUAUCACUCAAGUGAACAAAAUCGCGGCAAUUCAGUCCCGCGCCGUGGGUUCGAGCAGCCGUAUAGCCGUGAUCGCGUACAGCCUCCUGUGGCUGCCGCUGGCGGUGGCAAGCAUGCGCUUCACCCCUGCACUGGUCACCCCUGGCGACACCAACACCAGAUGGCUGAGCCUCCUCGCCCUCACUGAGGCCGUGAAGACCAUCAGUAACUCUGCCCUCGACGCUUCAAGGAGGCCUCGCGCAGUGAGGGAAGAACUCAGAUCGCGUGUGCAUUUCCUGAACGCUGAGUCGCGAAAUGUUCGUGAUGCAAACCAAACUGCCGGAAUAUACGGGAAUGCUGUUCCGUCUCAGCAAUAUUAUAUUUGACCAAAUUCUGAGAUCUAAAGUUGAGCUUAAAAACCAUAGAAUAAGGGUU